Molecule: messenger RNA, 1347 nt
Organism: Alternaria atra
Lineage: Eukaryota; Fungi; Ascomycota; Dothideomycetes; Pleosporales; Pleosporaceae
Exons: 1
Coding region: 1-1347 (448 amino acids)
Biological process (GO): regulation of translational fidelity
Cellular component (GO): cytoplasm
Molecular function (GO): nucleotidyltransferase activity; tRNA binding; double-stranded RNA binding
Source: RefSeq, a predicted model, not a curated record
AUGCCUGAGACUAGGGUUCGACGUGUAGAUCCCCAGAUGUUGGGGGAAAUCACAUUCAAGAAGUCGGAGGAUCUCAUCGAUGAAUGGGACAUACAAUAUGACGAUACAAAAGAGGGUGGUGCCGAUGCCGAAACGCUGAAAUGGGCAGCCAAGGAACUUGUUAAUACGAACACCCCCGUUGCAUUUCCUACGGAGACUGUAUAUGGACUCGGUGCAGAUGCGACAAGAAGCGCGGCUGUAAAGGAAAUAUUUGCUAGCAAAGGACGACCGGCUGACAACCCAUUGAUCGUUCAUAUACACUCGUUACCCCAGCUGCGAGCGCUACUGCUGGGGAAACUAGACAUCGCGGGCGAUGGAAAGGAUGCUGGAAGAGAUCCCAUACCGAAAAUCUACAGACCGGUAAUCGAGCGCUUCUGGCCUGGACCGCUUACCAUUAUUUUACCGGCUCCCGAGAACUCGAUCCUCGCACCAGAAGUCACCGCAGGUCUUCCUACUUUUGGCGCACGAAUGCCGCGCUCUAUCAUCGCGUUAUCCCUUUUGCGAUUGUGUGGUCGUCCACUCGCUGCACCUUCCGCAAACGCGUCUACACGACCUUCGCCCACCGCUGCGGAACAUGUAUACGAUGACCUGAACGGCAAAUUGAACCUAAUAAUCGAUGGCGGACCAUGUGAAGUAGGUGUGGAAAGUACAGUCAUAGACGGAUUGUCAAGUCCACCUGCAAUACUACGACCAGGUGGUGUGACGGUAGAGCAGUUGCGACAGUGCCCAGGGUGGGAGAACGUAGUCGUUGGGUACAAAGACAAACAAGCGGAAGACUCAAGCAAACCGCGCGCGCCUGGGAUGAAGUACAGACACUACAGCCCGAAAGCAUCAGUGCUCUUGUUUGAGGCAGGCGCAAGUCAACCCACAUCUGAUGAGUUGAAGAGGAAGAGACGUAUUGGCAUCAUUCGGACAAAGAACUGGGACAACGUACUUGGUAUGGGUGCCGAGAAAGUGAAGACAUCGGACGCAAACGGACCCGUACUUUGCGCUUCACCGGAUUCAGCAGCUUCUCUGAACGCCAACGACUCACCGUCGCGCCUCUCAAACCUCCUACGAUCCGUCGUUCAACACCAAAUACCGCAUGCGGAUCACUAUGUCGUGAAGCCCGAAGCAGUCCAAGUUUGGGAGAUCAAUCUCGGCGCAGAGACAGAAGAUGUUGCGAGAGGUCUGUUCUCAGCACUGAGAGAGCUCGACAAGAAAGGAGUUGAGAUGAUCUAUGUUGAAGGCAUCGACGACAAGACAGGAGACAAUAUUGCGGCCGCAGUCAUGAACCGGCUUAGAAAGGCUGCUGAGAUCAGAACGUGA